This is a messenger RNA of Salmo salar (Atlantic salmon), 2757 nucleotides long. Its product is annotated as cyclin-dependent kinase-like 4. Gene Ontology annotation, molecular function: protein serine/threonine kinase activity; ATP binding. Lineage: Eukaryota; Metazoa; Chordata; Actinopteri; Salmoniformes; Salmonidae. Gene Ontology annotation, cellular component: nucleus. Gene Ontology annotation, biological process: protein phosphorylation. The record is from RefSeq and is a predicted model, not a curated record.
ACGGCUUUAGUGACACAGGUAAAUUGUUCUCUCAUCUCGUAUGUCCGGUACGGCUUUUACACCACUGUUUACGUUGACCGAUACGAGUGAUAUCGAUCUGAUAAGGAUCCGGGAGUCUUUUGUACCGAACAUUAGUCCACUAAUCGGUCAACAAACCUUUGGAAGUGUUUUGAAGUCGGCCCGGUGGCUCAGCUGAGUAUCCGGAAAUUAUCAGGAAGUUAGUUCUACUACACGUUAUGUUAGCGUUUUUCGUCCUGGAUCUUGUUCUGGAGACAGCUCUGCAGAGUGGUCACUAGCUGGGACCAAAUCAUACAAUCUGAUUUUAAACCUAACCCUAACCUUAACCACACUGCUAACCCUAAUGCCAAUUUUUGUUUUGACAGUAUAGCCAUUUUGACAUUUGCAGCUGGCCAUUCAAAGGGGAAAUCACUCAGUACUGCCUCCAGGACAAGACUCAUGACAAUAAACGUCAACCUGCUAUUUAUUCGUCAGGUGAUGUGAGUGUGUGUGUGUGUGUGUGUGUUUAUAUAUAUUUAUGUAUAGUGUGUGUGUGUGUGUGUGUGUCAUAGUGUGUGUAGCCUAGUGUUUUUUCUAUAGAGUGUGUGUUAUGGUGUGAGUCUGUUAUAGAGUGUGUGUUGUAAAGUGUGUAAUAUAGACUUUGUAUUAUCAGUGUGUGUAGCCUAGUGUGUGAGAGUGUCUGUGUUGUAAGAUAUGCGUGUUGCAGAGUGUGUGUUAUAGUAUGUUUAGUAUGUGUGUGUGUUAUAGAGUGUGUGUUGCAGAGUGUGUGUAGCCUAGUGUGUGUGUGUGUGAGAGUGUCUGUGUUGUAAGAUAUGCGUGUUGCAGAGUGUGUGUUAUAGUAUGUUUAGUAUGUGUGUGUGUUAUAGAGUGUGUGUAGCCUAGUGUGUGUUAUUAUAGUGUGUGUCAUGGAGAAGUAUGAGAACUUGGGUAUGGUCGGUGAGGGAAGCUACGGCAUGGUCAUGAAGUGUCGUCACAAGGAGAACGGGAGGAUCGUGGCCGUUAAGAAGUUUCUGGAGUCAGAGGACGAUAAGACAGUCAAGAAGAUCGCCUUGAGAGAGAUCAAGAUGUUGAAGCAACUGCGCCAUGAGAACCUUGUCAACCUGUUGGAGGUGUGGAAAAAGAGGCGUCGCUGGUACCUGGUGUUUGAGUUCGUAGAACGUACGGUUCUAGAUGACCUAGAACAGAGUCCAACGGGACUAGACUACAGCCGCCUAAGAAGAUACAUCUACCAGAUACUACGGGCUAUCUCCUUCUGCCAUCAACACAAUAUCAUCCAUAGGGACAUCAAGCCAGAAAACAUCCUGGUGUCUCAGGGUGGUGUGGUCAAGCUGUGUGACUUUGGGUUCGCCAGGACAAUGGCUGCACCAGGAGAGAAUUACACGGACUACGUAGCAACACGCUGGUAUAGGGCCCCAGAACUACUGGUGGGGGACACCAAGUACGGGAAGGCGGUCGACGUGUGGGCUGCAGGCUGUCUCUUCGUAGAGAUGUUGACAGGAGAACCCCUGUUUCCUGGAGACUCUGACAUCGACCAGUUAUACCACAUCAUCAGGUGCUUUGGCAACCUGACCCCUCGCCACCAGGAGUUGUUCUAUGAGAACCCGGUGUUUUCAGGAGUCCGUUUACCAGAGGUGACAGAGACAGAGCCUCUACAACAACGCUAUCCUAAACUGUCCACAACCACUACAGACCUUACACAGAGGUGUCUCCAGAUGGAUCCUGACAGGAGGUCACAGUGUUCUGAUCUGCUGCAGCACCAACUCUUCACUAACGAUGGCUUCCACCUCAGGUUUGUCCAGGAGUUGAAUGGUAAGAUCCAGAAGGAUCAGAAAGAGAACUCUCCCCUUCCCAAGAUGAACAAGACUACCAAGAAAGACAAGGAGGACGUAGAGGAGAGGACUGGGAAGUACAAGGACUCCAGCAGUACAACAGUCAAAGGGAACGUCACCAAACCAGACGUCACCAAACUCUCUAAAACGCCAACCACCACAGAGUCUAAACCCAGAGACCCGGACAAGACAAUGGAGUCAACCACUACUAUGACCACUACUGCAGCUGAGAAGACUGACUGGACCACAGAGACCCAUGCGGUCGCGGUCCACCACGGUCGAACCACCACCGUGAGUCUGAGCAACACUAUCACCAUCAAACCCAGAGCGGAAGAACCAGAGAGGACCGUAGAGGACCACGGACCAACCCAGGACCAACCUCUACCUCUCAUCCCUCCCCUCUCACUCACCUUCACACAGACACCUUCACACAACCUACUGGCUGUCGUCACCCAUGGCAACGGCAACCUGGGCGGAGUUGGGGUGGGGCCUCACCCCGGAACACUCGGUCUGAGGUCAAUAGACAAGUCUAAAAGACAUGUAAACAUUUUCAACAGAAUCUCACAGCAAUCUCUCUCCAGUCAUUUCACUGGCAAUCUGAUGGCUCAGAUGAUAUCAGAGAAGAGUGUGAUCCACGAACGUUCCUUCCUGUCCGACCGCGAGCGUGACCGAGGAGACCGUGAGCGUAUGGCUACGGUUGGGAAGAGGAAGCCAGACAUUCUCUUCCCUGAACUAAGAACCUCUCUGCUGCCUGAGAUACGAGGGGCUGAAGGUAAACAGAAUAAGCCCACCAGGACCAGAAGAAGGAGAGACACAUCCCCUCUAUAGCUACACUACAAUACACACUACAAUACACACUACAAUACACACUACAAUACACACUACAACACACACUACAACACACACCCCA